This is a messenger RNA of Saccharomyces mikatae IFO 1815, 1521 nucleotides long. RefSeq names its product Hsp90 co-chaperone CDC37 (gene CDC37). NCBI's taxonomy places the organism in Eukaryota, Fungi, Ascomycota, Saccharomycetes, Saccharomycetales, Saccharomycetaceae. Gene Ontology annotation, biological process: protein stabilization; protein folding. The record is from RefSeq and is a predicted model, not a curated record. Gene Ontology annotation, molecular function: protein-folding chaperone binding; heat shock protein binding; protein kinase binding. The coding region runs from base 1 to 1521 and encodes 506 amino acids. Gene Ontology annotation, cellular component: cytoplasm. The transcript has a single exon.
AUGGCCAUUGAUUAUUCUAAGUGGGAUAAAAUCGAAUUAUCAGAUGAUUCUGAUGUCGAAGUACAUCCUAAUGUGGACAAAAAAUCGUUCAUCAAAUGGAAACAACAGAGUAUCCAUGAGCAACGAUUCAAAAGGAAUCAAGAUAUUAACAACUUAGAGACUCAAGUUGACAUGUAUUCACAUUUAAACAAAAGAGUGGACAAAAUUUUGAGCACUUUACCUGAAAAAGAUUUUGUUGACUUAUCUGUCGUUACCAGAUUCCUGAAUGCAAAUUUUGAUAAAUUGGAGAAAAGUAAAGGUGAAAAUGUCGAUCCUGAGAUUGCUACCUACAAUGAAAUGGUUGAAGAUCUUUUUGAACAGUUGACCAAAGAUUUGGAGAAAGAGGGAAAAGAUUCCAAGAAUCCAUCUCUGUUAAAGGUUGCUAUUCUAAAGCAUAGGGCUAAGAUUGAUUCAGUUACUUUGGAAGCUAGAAAGAAAUUGGAUGAACUAUACAAAGAGAAAAACGCUCACAUUUCAUCUGACGAUAUUCAUACUGGAUUUGAUAGCAGUUUCAUGAACAAACAAAAGGGUGAGGCUAACCCAAUGGAAGAAACUUCUUCAGGGGCCCUUACAGGCGGUGCAGAUUCUGCCAUUCUCAAUAAAUUAGCUAAAUCGUCAACUCCACAAACUUUUAUUGAAUUUAAAGAUGAUCCUAUGAAAUUAGCUAAGGAAACUGAAGAAUUUGGUAAAAUCACCUUCAAUGAAUAUUCUAAAUCUCAGGAAUUUCUACUGGAACAUUUACCGAUCAUUUCGGAACAGCAAAAGGAUGCUUUGAUGAUGAAAGCCUUUGAGUAUCAGUUGCAUGGUGAUGAUAAAAUGACUUUGCAAGUUAUUCACCAAUCCGAGUUAAUGGCCUACAUUAAAGAGAUCUACGACCUGAAAAAAAUUCCAUUCUUGAAUCCAAUUGAACUAUCAAAUGUCAUUAAUAUGUUUUUUGAAAAGGUCAUUUUCAACAAGGACAAUUCAAUGGGUAAAGAGUCAUUUUUGAAGUCAGUUCAAGAGAAGUUCUUGCACGUUCAAAAGCGUUCAAAAAUCUUACAACAAGAGGAAAUGGAUGAAUCCAAUGCUGAGGGGGUAGAGACAAUUCAACUUAAGUCAUUAGAUGACUCUACAGAGUUAGAAGUAAAUUUGCCAGACUUUAAUUCUAAGGAUCCAGAGGAAGUGGAGAAAGUUAAGAUUUUCCAAACUUUAAUACCGGAAAAAAUGCAAGAAGCUAUAAUGACCAAAAACUUAGACAAUAUUAAUAAAGUGUUUGAAGAUAUACCAAUUGCAGAAGCUGAGAAAAUUUUGGAAGUGUUCAACGACAUUGACAUUAUCGGAAUCAAAGCCAUUUUAGAAAACGAAAAGGAUUUCCAAAGUUUGAAAGAUCAAUACGUGCAAGGCCACGAUGACGCCACUAUAGAGGGUUUAGCCUUAAGUGAUCAUGAUGAUGGCAGGGAAAAGCAGGAAGAGGACAAAAACACUGCCGAUACAGUUGAUUAG